Molecule: messenger RNA, 6092 nt
Organism: Trichomycterus rosablanca
Lineage: Eukaryota; Metazoa; Chordata; Actinopteri; Siluriformes; Trichomycteridae
Gene: dtnba
Product: dystrobrevin, beta a
Exons: 20
Coding region: 384-2183 (599 amino acids)
Biological process (GO): synaptic signaling
Cellular component (GO): plasma membrane; synapse
Molecular function (GO): zinc ion binding
Source: RefSeq, a predicted model, not a curated record
UUGUCAAAAAACGGAUCUUCAAUGAGAGUCGACUCCUAAAACGUAGUUGUAAAAGAGCCGACUCAAUGAACCGACUCAGAGAGUUGAAUUUUUCGCCAACGACACAUCACUUACCGCAGCAGCAGCUCAGCUCGGCGCUUCAGUCAGACCGAGCAUGGCGAAACUUAAAACUACCACACUCCAGCUUUACCGGGGCACUCAGGAUUAAAGCUUAGUAGUUCUACCUCGGAGUUUGGAAUGAAAUCUGGACUCUAUAACCAACCAUAACGGGACUGUAUCCAUUCUGAUGGUGCUGGUAGCUGAGGAACUAACUUGCCUGCGGACAUUUGCUCUGAUCUUACAUUGGCCUCUUUGCACUAGUUGAAAUCCAGCCACUAAAGAGGAUGAUUGAGGACAGAGGAAAAAAAGGGAAGACGAUGGUAGAUAAGGGGCAGAUCUUCGUAGAGAUGAAAGCGGAGAAUUUUGACCUGAUCAGACUCUCAACGUAUCGCACAGCCUGCAAACUGCGAUUUGUCCAGAAGACAUGCAACUUGCACCUGGUGGACGUGUGGAACAUGAUCGAGGCAUUUCGGGACAAUGGACUGAACACGCUGGAUCACAGCACCGAGCUGAGCCCAUCCCGACUAGAGACCAUCGUCUCCUCCAUCUACUACCAGCUCAACAAGCGUCUGCCCACCACCUACCAGAUCGAUGUCAAACAGAGCAUCAGUCUGCUGCUCAACUUCUUGGUGGCAGCACAUGAAAGUGAGGACCAUGGGAACUUGACGGUGUUCUCUAUGAAGGUCAUGCUGGCUAUCAUGUGUGGAGGGAAGAUUGUGGACAAACUGCGCUAUAUUUUCUCUCAGAUCUCUCAUACUAACGGGGCGAUGACGAUCUCCAAGUUUGAUCUUUUCCUGAGGGAGGUGCUUAAACUGCCGUCCGCUGUCUGUGAAGGUCCGUCCUUCGGCUACUCCGAACACCUCGGCCGCUCCUGCUUUCCUCAGCAGAAAAAGGUGAUGUUGAACGCUUUUCUGGACACCAUGAUGGCGGAUCCUCCUCCUCAGUGUCUUGUCUGGCUGCCACUCAUGCAUCGCAUUGCUAACGUUGAGAAUGUCUUGCACCCAGUGAGCUGUUCAUACUGCCGCAGCGAGAGCAUGCUAGGUUUCCGCUAUCGCUGCAAGCAGUGCUUCAACUACCAGCUUUGCCAGACCUGCUUCUGGCGUGGACAUGCCAGUGGAAACCAUAGCAACCAGCACCAGAUGAAGGAGCACUCUUCCUGGAAGUCUUCUGCUAAGAAAAUAAGCCGUGCCAUUAGUAAAUCAUUUGGGUGUGUGCCAAGCCGAGAGCCUCCUCACCCAGUCUUCCCUGAGGACCCAGAAAGACCACUUGACCUCUCAAACAUCGUUCCACCCCGUCCUGUUUUAAACAAUGUGAAUGUCUCAGUAUCACCCACUGCUGGAAGUCCUACAGCCAUCCAGAGGGUGCCGGGUAUAGCCGCUGCUCAACGAAUGAAUGAGGAACACUCGCUGAUUGCAGCUUAUGUUAACAAACUGCAGACCAGCCCACGUGCUUUGGACAGUCCCAGCCGAUUGGAUGAGGAGCACAGGCUAAUUGCUCGAUACACAGCUCGGUUAGCGGCAGAUCCCGGCAACACCAUGUCUCCACAGCUCAGCUUUGACAGUAACAAGCAACAACGGCAGCUAAUAGCAGAACUGGAAAACAAAAACAGGGAGAUCCUGCAGGAGAUCCAGCGACUGCGUGUGGAGCACGAGCAGGCAUGCCAGCCCACUCCGGAGAAAGCUUACCAGAACCCCACUCUACUGGCUGAACUCCGCCAGCUCAGGCAGAGGAAGGAUGAGCUGGAGCAGAGGAUGUCUUCUUUGCAGGAGAGCAGGAGGGAGCUUAUGGUACAGCUAGAGGGUCUGAUGAGCCUACUAAAGGCUCAAGCAGCUGGUUUUCCACAGACUCCUCCCAGCCAUGGUGCGUCUCGCCCAGUCCCAGUGCCUGUUCGAUCUGCAGGUUCCACCCCCACUGGCUUUCCCUCCCCUCACCUGCCCCAGGACUCUCUGGCCGGAGUGGGUGGGGACGUACAGGAGGCUUUUGCUCAUGGGGCGCGUCGAAACCUGCGUAAUGAUCUUCUAGUGGCAGCUGACUCCAUCACUGAUACCAUGUCCUCCUUGGUAAAGGAGCUGCACACUGAUUAAGCCAAAUGUGAAGCUACUAAUGCCAAGUGCAGCUAUUAAAUGGCCAGGACUGCUGUGACUGUUCCACUCGGAAGAAAUGAAACACAUCAUUAACACAUCACUUCAACUGUGAUAACGAUGAAAAUAAUCUGAAGAUGACGAUCUGGCGGUUCCACAUGCUUGUGGCUCCACCAGUCAGAGAAGAGUUUUGGACACGUUGCUCGAUCCAUCCUCAACAGAAGAUUUUAGUUUUAGUUUUGUUUUUAUUUUGCUGCGUGACUGUUUGAUUAAUUAGCUUAGAUUGAUUUUGCUGAUUGAUUUGGGAUUUUAUUUGCUAUUAUUAAUGACUGGUGCAUUGACACAGAUCAGAAAACUACUGAUUAGCUCUAGAAAUGAUCUGUGCAGACUUUGGAUGAAAGAAUUUGACGGUUUGAAGGUUGGUGAUUUUUAAAGAGUGACCUGGUUUUAAUGAAGAAAUAAGGAAGGAAUUGAGAGUAAGGGAAGUGUGUGGACAGAUGUGGACAGAGAAAGUAAAGAAGGUUAAGCAUGGUUGUGUUUGGUUGUGUGUUGAGGUUUUGAAGGUUUGUGUAAAGUGACAGAAGAAAGUAUUUGUUAUUGUAUUACUGCUCUGAUGAGUGAGUACAACUGAAUCAGCUACAGAUCGACUUAUGUGCUUUUAAUUUAUUACUUUCUUGAUGUGUUGUGGUUUUAUUUAUUUUUAAUAGACCGUUUUGAAGCUUCAUCACUGACUUGCUGGUUGGUUAGGUACAUCACGCUGUAUCUACCUGAUUAUUAGGCAUUUAUUAGAUCUGUGUGCUGUGUGUUGGUUUACAGGUACUGACUGUAGCUCUGUUGAAUGUUUUUAUUUUUUUUAAAUAAACAUCGGUGUCCUGUGCAGGUAUCUCGGCUAGCCUGUAAUUACAGCAGCGAAGAGGAACCCUGAUUUAACCUCUGCCCUUUCCACCCUACAGGCUGUGUAGGCACCCGGCAGGUUAAAAGCACAGCUGGGAUUCGAAGUUAAGAUCUUGAGAGCCCAGCGGUGGUGGGCUAGCAUGUUAACCACUGCGCCACCUGAGCGCCCAUUGCAGCGCUUUUUCCAUUUACCUCUCCGGUGGAAAGUGUAUACGGUCACACACUUGCAUGAAUACCACACAGACUAGCAAUAGUAAGGUUGCUGGUUCAAGCCCCACUUUAUCCUGGUUGCCCCAUUGGGCUCUUGAGCCAGGCACUUAGUCCUCAGUUACUUGGAUUGUAAUCAGUCACAACUGUAGGACUCUUGGGUAAAUGUCUGCUAAAUGCCAGAAAUGUGGUGGCGGUCACAUGGUUUCCCUUUCUAUUAAGGGACAGGGUAGUGACGAGUGAUGCACUGUAAAUAACAACAGCUGAACUACAGUCAGUAACUGGAUACCUAAAAUGUGGGCAUAUAUGGUAGCUUUGUGUAUCUAAUAAAAUGCCCUGUGUGUGUGUCUGUGCGUGUGUUUGGUAGACAUAUUAAAUGAACAUUGUAGAGGUGUAACAAUACGCAAAUUUCAUGAUUCGAAACUUAUUGUCUUAUAUACAGGGUAAUGACGUGGUAAUUCUUCAAAUCAAUAAUGUAAAUGCAAUUUUUAGAUUAUAUUUUUUUAUGGUUAACGAUAAUCACCAAGCUCAGAGCUUUACAUCAACAGAGAUCCAGGUUAGAAUCUCAGCUCUGCCAUCUGUCGGCAAGGCACCUGCCGAGACAUGAUUGGCUGAGUCCUCAUAACUGCUGCAGUUGUGACCUCUGCUGGUUGCCUUAAGGCGCCUGCAUUGAGAUCUUGAAUAAUGUAGAGCAGUGUGUUAUUCUCUGGAUGCGAUACAGAUCCCUGUGUGAAGCCACCUCAGACAGGUGAAAAGGAAUAGUUGGCUUCUACACACGUGUGUGUUAGUUACGGCUCUUCUCAGUCAGGGUCGAGGUCUGCAGUGGUGAGGAGUGAUAUAUCCUAGAUUUGUUUUUAUUGUAGUACUGAAGCGCUGCAUAAAAGUAUUGAAACAAUGUAACGUUAGCAUGCGCAUCAUCACACCUCUACAUCUGGGUGCAGGUGUACACUUGUGAGGAGAUAAUGCUUGUUGAUCUUUGUGCUUGGUGUCCAGGCAGAUUAACCUUUGGUUUCUGAUUGUUUUGUCUACAUUCAUACGUCUACAAAUGUAGAAAACUAGCCGUUAGAGGAUCAGGUCAUUGAUUCAGUCCAGGUACAGUCUAUGCUUGAGUGUGUGUGUGUAUAUAUUAAAGCUAUUGAUGAUCAUUUUGUAGACAUCCUAGGUACAGACAUACAGAAGGACAGAGACUGAACUGUGCACGAGUUCUGCACAGAACCGUACCCAUAGUGCCUCAGUGUGUAGUUUUAUUAAGCACUGUUUGUAUACCUGCUGUGGGAUGUAAUUAUGAUGAGUGUGUUUGUAAGUGUGCAUGUUUGUGUUUAUACACACACACACACUCACUGUGCACUUUAUUAGGUACACCUCUCUACUAAGUACAUUAAUUCGUUCAUUAUUUUAUAAGCUACAGCUACCAUACAGAUGAACUAUGUGGGUAUACAAUUACUGACCGGACCCUUGCAGUACACUUCCCCACCCCACUGUAUUUUAUUUUUCAAUGGAACAGAACCCCCAUAGGACUCCCACUGACCAGCUGAUGUUUUGGUGGUGAAUUAUUCUCAGCACUGUGCUGAUAUUAAUGUUGUAAGAACAUGGUAAUUUAUAUAUUGUUCUGGUAUGGGUGUAGCAGGUGGACAGUUAAAGCCAAAGUGUGUGUGUCUUUAUAUCUUAGGUUUGGCUGCUUUUCUUCUUCCAGCUUUGACCUUAAGGUGUUUAUAAAUCACAACAACACUGCUGCACCUGAUGCACUGAAACCUCACCAACACUCACUACCAUGUUAUUACCAUAUUAGUGUUCAGUGGGAGUCCCUUUUUGAUUAAUACAUUGGGUGCAAAGUGUACAGAGUAACAGAUGGGCCACAGGUUGUAACUGUAUUUGCACAAAGUGUAGCUUAAUAGUAGAAGUGUUUCCUAAUGAAAUGCUCGGUGAGUCUGUGUGAUUGCUGAUUGCUGAAUUAACACCAUAAUGAAGCUGCCUUCUCUUUACCAGUGACCCAGGGGGAUUGUGGGGAAUUUUCUUUUCUUCCCCCAUUACAGAGUUUCCUGCUCUUUGAGAAAAUAAUUGUGCCAAAAUGACUCAUUAGAUUUCGGUUUUCCUGUGUUUGUACUCUUCGCCCUUUAAAGGUUUCUAGGUUUUUUAAAGGAGCUGCUGGUCAAAAAACAUUACAGCAUUAAACACACUCAGUUCUCCAGUCUGAUCAUUCAACUCUACACAAACAAUGGCUGUUUUGGAGAAUCUAAACCCUUAGUAACUGUCAACAUCAAAGAUUGUGGGAGUCCAGACUGUUAGUCAGUGGAAAAAUGUUCUCAAAAUGAAGUAUGCAUAACCAUAACCAUGUUUUUGAAGUUUGAAAAGACAUUUGAAACUCCUUAGAGGUAGGAUUGAACUUUCUGUGUGGCACCAAAUCGUCCAGCUUUGCCACAGGAGUUUCUUUAUGGGUUUAAAAAAAAUAUGAAUAGGAAGUGGAAGAAAUCCAGAGUACCUAAAUGAAACCCAGACACAGGGAGAACAUACAAAACAACCCACAAACAUCAUCCUAGAAAUACGGAUCAAACCCAGGUCAUGUUGUGCUGUUCCCACUUCACCACUCUGCUUUUAAUUUUGCAGUUUUGGGUGAACUGAUUAAAUUCUACAUUUAGACUGGAGAUUGUGUAGUGUGUGUGUGUGGCGGGUCGGGUCAGGUCAGGGACUCAUUUUACUCCAGUGUCAUUACCGCUGUUUCAUGUUAGUAAAAGCUGAAGAAGUUAAAGAUGUUUCUGAUGUGCACAAACGCUGUUGUGUUGAAUCAAUAAUAAAGUUUAUUUUUUAAAGAAA